Ramularia collo-cygni is the source of this 1632-nucleotide messenger RNA. RefSeq lists its product as uncharacterized. Bases 1 to 1632 code for a protein of 543 amino acids. Lineage: Eukaryota; Fungi; Ascomycota; Dothideomycetes; Mycosphaerellales; Mycosphaerellaceae. The transcript has a single exon. The record is from RefSeq and is a predicted model, not a curated record. Gene Ontology annotation, molecular function: zinc ion binding.
AUGUCGCGACCAACAUCAUUCUUUCGCUCGUCGAAUCGUAACAGUGGCAUCUUCUCCUCCCAUCGUCGAGUCCCAUCAUAUGCAGAGCCGGAUCCCAGUACCCCACCUCUGGCACCGCGAGAACCCACUCUGACGGUUCAUCGCAACCCCAGCGAUUCAUCCUCCAAUUCCGACAGCAUGCCCUCCUCCUCGGCCCACGCCUUGCGAGGAAUGGCAAGAUUGGAAAAACGCCGGACCAUGGAAGAAAAGAAUUUCCUCCAGUCCAAAGCCCGCGCUCAGAAUCUCAAUCCUCCGGUUGAUCUUCGAUUACUGGACUACUUGGCACCCUACGACGAGAAUCUCAUGUGUCCCAUUUGUCGAUGCCCUUUUGUCGAUCCCGUCGUUCUCACAGAGUGUGAUCACUGUUUCUGCCGGGAGUGCAUUCGCCAAACUUGGACCACAUCCACACAAUACAAUCCUCUUGGUCCUCGAGGAGACUGUCCAACUUGUCGAACGCCAGCCAAACUCGGCCCUCGAAGUGCGACAAGCAAAAUCCUCGUCAACAUACUCGACGAUCUCAAAGUCAAAUGUCCUAAAUCGCACGAAGGAUGUCCAGCAGAGGUCAAACGCGGAGAGGUCCAGGAUCACAUGACAAUCUACUGCGGCUUCGCUCUGGUGGAAUGUUUAGCCUUUGACUGUGAGCUCGCAGUGCGAAGGAAAGACGCUUCGCAAGGUUGUCUGCAUUACGGCGUCAGUUGCUUGUCCUGCAAAGAGGAAAUGCAGAAAUGUGAUCUGGAAGCGCAUUGGAGGAGACAAUGUCCCGACCGUCUGGUCGCAUGCAAGCUUUGCAAAGAAGAGGUAUUUUACCGGGAUUUCGGGGAGCACAGCACCCAGCUCUGUUCGGCCAUCAGCAUCMCCUGUGCCGGAAGCGCUUUGGGCUGCAUUUUCAAGGGCAAGAGAUCGCGUGCAGAAGAUCAUGCGAAGACUUGCACUUUUGCACUCUUAGCGCCUGUGAUUGCCGCACAGACGGACAGAUUGGAAGUGCAGGAACAAGCUCAAAAACAAAUGAGUCGGAAGUUGGAAGUGCUCGAAAAUGGGUUUGGAGCGAUGCAGAGCAUUCUCUAUCCUAAGAUCGAAGAGGACCCUGCCCCAACAAGGCGGAACGCUGGAUCUUCCACUGCUCAUCAUGAUCUGGUCUCUCCAAUCGAACCCUCAAGGAACAACAACGACACUGAAGACUUCCCACCUUUCACUCUAGAUUUCGACGAUGACCGCUCCGCUUCUUUCCCACCACCAACCACAAACGAAGGACCCUACGUCAGCCCUCUACAUCACCUCCUCUCAAUGCAUGAGAAUCUCCGCGACGAACUCGCACGCAUGUCUGCCGCGAUGCAAGAACUGGAUGGUAGAACGCAAAUGCAGAUCUUGAAUGAGAAUCUGAGGACUCGAGAAGCCAUGGGACAUUUGGGUGCGCAAGUUGGUGGCAUGCAGAGGCAGGUUCAUUGGUUGACGAGUGCGAGAUUGCAGAGGRGAGAGGAUGGUGGAGGUACUGCUGCUGAGGUGGUUGGAGAGGCUGCAAGGGUGUUGGAGGGGAUUGUGGGGAGUAGUGGCAUGAGGAGGAGGGCUAGUGAGGAGGGGAGGACGAAGUUGUGA